AUGCUAGCACUACGAUGCUAUAGGAGACGACUACCUGAUCCAACCAUUCUAAUCAAGAGAUGGAAAUCAUUGAUAUCUAUACGACAUAAAUCGACAACAGAUUUCAAAAAGAGAGAAACAAUCCAUCUCGCUAUUAAUUUACUAUUUCCAGGUCUAGGAGAUCCUCAAUACAAGGACAGAUACAAAUUGGUUAACAAGCAGAUCAACACAGUAUUCCCUAUCGGUGACAUAAAGGAAACCAAGGACCAACGUGAUUCUCUUACCCCAGAGCCCGAUGCUGAAAAGAAGGAGUGUGAUAUUUUAAAGAAGACAAUUGACAACAAUAGAAAUGCUUUAGCCAAUCUCAACAUGCAAUUGGAUCUGCCUUCAGUUGGUGACACCAUUGAUACAUUUAUGAUAUACGACAAUUCUAACCCACGAUUUGAAUUGGAAGAUGAAUUUUACAAUGAAGUAUUAGAACUUGACAAAUUCACUCAUAUUGUUGAGCUUAGUCCUUUGCUAUUCUGUGGAAACGCAUACGGAAUUGAAAAAUGUGCUGCAAUCUUGUUUGACAAGGAGUGUAACAUAGCUAUAGUACAAGAACAAUUGAGCAAUUUGCGUCAAAUAGGAUUGCAAGCUUUAAAAACCUAUUGGCAAGCAUAUUUAGGAAAAGAUUUAAAACAGGAUGAGUUGAAUUAUUCACUGCUUGUUACUACCACUGGCUUACUCAAAGUGUUGGAUAAUCAUGCUAGGAAUGUCAUCAAGAACACUUUGCAUACUGAACUUCAUUUUAAACGUAUUUUCUACCAGUAUUUGGGUGCUUUGGUUGUGGAAAAUGGACAAUUAUCGCCACAUUUCAUUCACGGACUAGCAAGAUUUCUUGAAAACUCCAAACAACCGAAGAGGGCUCAUCAAUAUAUGAAUAUACCAACACCCAAACAAGUAAAUGAAAUUGUAACUGUCACAUCUAAUACACAAGAGAUCACUGGCAAGCCAGUAAAGUGGUUUCAAUUCGCCGAGUAUACUAUAAAGUUGAUUGGCAAAAGAACCGAAUUACUUCAGGGCCAUGUCGUACAGAGGAAAAAUGCGCUCCUUUUGGUCAAGAAUCGUUUCCCUGAGUUAAAUGAGGAAACAAAUAUGGCGAACUUGGGUAAUUUGAUAGCCAAGGAUUACAAAAAGUAUGCACUUGACUUGUUGGGGUUUGACGAACCUAAGCUUAGCAUGGAUACUAAACUACGACUAGCCAGUGUCUUUGCUGCAUCUAAUUUCCAAUUACCAGUCAUUUGCAACCAUACUCCCAAAAAAAUGUCGCCAUAUCAAAUCCUACCACCUGUUGUUAAUUCCAACUUGAUUAAUAGAAUUUUACUUUUAAGCAAACACAUAUAUUUUGGCACUUCUUCCAGUGGGAAGUUUUUGAAGUUGACCAUUCGAAAUUUUGAACUUUUUGGUCACAUUUCCUAUUCAUAUUUCAUCCGAUUGGCUCUAGAAAGAAUGCAUUUAACGACUUUGACCAAUUCCCAAAUAAAGAAACUUGGGGAUGUUAUAGAAAGUCAUUCAUUUAAAUCGUAUAUUGUUGAUUUGAUGAGAUAUUUUGAAAAUCAAAAAGAAAGACUAUCGUAUAUGAGAGAUAUCGAAAGAUUACAGGAGGAACAAUUAUUAUCAUUCAAUCAAUUCAAUCAGUUAUUUGCCUGUUUGUCGGAAGAACAAAAAGAGACCUGGUGUCAUGACUUGACUACAAAAGUUGUCACUGUGGUAAAUCAGUUGGAUUGGCAGAAUAUAGAUGACUUUCUUGUUGAAUUGAGGUCACAAUUGUUGAAGCGAAAGGAAUAUUUGAAUGCAUUGCCUUCAUCUUCUGGUCGAAGAGCCACCAGUGAAAACUUGGAACAAUUGGAAAGUGUGUCCGUGUCUUUCUCAGAAAUGGACAGUGCACGUUAUUACAAUCUAGCAAUGGAAUACUUGUCCUAUUUAAACAUCAAGUACCAUAUGAAUUUACCAUUGGGGUCGUAUAGACAAUGGCUUGGACUAUUCGAAGAAAAACUUUUACGAACCUAUGGAUUUGAUAAUGUGACUCUACUUGGAUAUUUACUAGACGAUAUAGCAGAUGAAACAAUGGGAGAGCGCAUUGUGCGGGAUUUAUCCACGAGAGAAGAGGCUAUGGAUAAAUCAUUUAUGGGAGUUCAGUUUAAUGCCAAGUUGAAGUUCCGCCUUGAUGGACCUAAAGAAACAUUUUGGAAUUACAAGUUGACUCAGAUGAGCCCGCCAAAGUUCAAUCUCGAGUCUAAUAUGAACAAAUUUCUCAUAAUCAAUCAUAAGAUUGCCACCGAAUUUUUCAACAAAAUUGGAAUUAAACAAGAACAGAUUGUUGAAGCGAUUUUCAAACAUGGUGAACUUGGGCACCGAUACUACAGAUAUAUGAUCCUUUACUUCCUCAUUGAGUCGAGAUUGUCACCAAGUAUGCAAGAAUCUGUGUUUACCCUAUUAAAUGACAAGAUGUUCAAAAAAAAAGUAAACAUGGCGGCAGGUAUACUGAACCCAUUCAUUGGUGACUUGAAAAUGAAUCAUACUUAUCAUUCACUAAUCGCCAACUUUAUAACAUCGGAGUACUAUGAUCUUCAUUACCAUAAUCAAACCUUCAAUCAAUUCAUAUCUAUGCAAUAUGCAAACAACAAAGUUGAAUUAUGUAAAUGGUUAAAGGGGCUAGUGGAGCCGUUGAUUAAACAGUUGGAGGAAUGUAAUGACGAGUAUGAUAGACAAGCUGUACUUUUCAAAUUUGAGCAAGCACAAAUCAAAACCACAACUACCGACUACAACCACAUUUCCAAACAACUAAUGUCUGAUCCAACCGGGUUUACCGCACUACUGGUGUGUUUAGGUUUGAUCUUGUACCUUGCACGCAACCAAAUAAGAGCCUUGUAUAAGCCGUUGUUUACAAAUAAGGUCGUUGUUUCUGAUAAGGAGAGAACUUUAUCCUCAAGCAAUCCCAAACCCAAUCUCAAGCCCACGCCAGUCUAUGGAAAGACCAACGAUACAAUUCAAAAACCUACCCCUUUAAGGAUCACACCUGAUGAGGUCAAGAAUUAUGACGACAGACCAUGGAGACCAUUCCGUUGGCCUUACCAUCAGACAAUGUCUAUUUUCAAAUUGGAUAUUAACCAUUGGCUUGAUAUGGACAAGUAUUAUCAACACUAUAUCGACGAGAAAGAGAGGAUAAGACUCAAGUUUGGAGAAGAAAACUUUGGUAUGUUACCUGAAGGCCGUGACGCCUGUAAUGAGCUAAUGGAGAUGGUUGUUGAUCAUAUGAUUGAGAGGUAUCCUUUGUUGUUUACUGUUGUCAAGGAUGGUGACUGGGAAACAGAAGGUAAAAUUUUGAGAAACGAAGUUACCAAGGAAGUUUUGGACAUGACAAGACCCCUCAAGGAGGAGCCAUUAGUUUACGUAUCCAAAUUAGCUAAAGAGGAUUUCUACGUUGUUUUGAAAAACCCGAACGAUGGCUUGCAUUAUAUGGUUGCUGGUGCAGUUCCCUUCCCAGGUGGUUCAUUUUUUAUCAAAGAUAAAUUGGGUAAACACAUUGAUACGAUCCACCUGAAGGUGCCUUACUAUGAAAAGAGUUUGAAAAAGUCGAUGGAGAGAUGGUUUGGUAGAAUGAGACCUGAGGAUCCAGUCGAAAGAGCGAGUUGGUACAUUACAUGGGAUUCCAAAUUAAAAGUCAGCAAUAUUUACCAGGUUGAGAAAUUCAAACCAAAUAUUGAAAAGGAUCUUGAAGCAGCUGAGCCCCGUCAAUUCAAUGUUCGUGUCGAAAGACAAACCUUGCGUCGGUUACCUAAGACUGGAGCUAUCAUUUUCACAAACCAUCCUGUUUAUUACUCAAUUGAAGAGAUGAAAGAUGAACCAAUGAUUCCAUCACUUUUGAAAAAAGUCAUAUAUGAAGGACCUGAGGAUAUUCUCAAGUACAAAAAUUUCGAAAUGAUUAGAGAUAAAUUGGCACCAUAUCUUGAUGAAUUGAUCCAAAGACAAAAAGAUUUGGGUAUUAUAACUGAUGAAACACCGUUGAAGACCCAACCCAAUUAUCCUUUUGCUCAUUGGGUUAAAGAUAAUUUGAAUGUAUCUGAAACUGAAGGCUGGAAUAAUCCUAGUCCUGCUUAUGAUAAGAAACACAUGAAAACAGAGGGGUUUGAUGCAUCAAAGUUGGCUGAUAAUGAAUAG
Molecule: messenger RNA, 4182 nt
Organism: Lodderomyces margitis
Lineage: Eukaryota; Fungi; Ascomycota; Pichiomycetes; Serinales; Debaryomycetaceae
Product: heme-dependent oxidative N-demethylase family protein
Exons: 2
Coding region: 1-4182 (1393 amino acids)
Source: RefSeq, a predicted model, not a curated record